GUCCUCUGCGACUCCAGACUGGAGAUGUGCGCACCUGAUGACGCAGCAGUCUGCCGCUGUCUGCUGCUGCGUCAUCAGGUGUGCAACUGUAGACGCCAACCAGACUGCGCUGCUCCCCUCCUCCUCAUCCACCUCCUGUUACUCUCAGCCCUGCAUGUUCUGCUUCUGGUUCUUUAUUUUUUUAAUCCUUAAAUGAAACUCCUUUUGUGCGCAGAGAUCCAUGCAGCUUCUGUGUUCCAGGUCACAGAGUUGUUACAUAAUUCAUCUGAUAGUCUCAGACAUCCCGUGGAGUGUGGAACUUCAAUAACUCAACGUGAUAACAAAAGCAGGAGGAAUCUGAGCGCUAUCUCCACGUGGUGUUUGCUGCAGCGGCGGUGCGCCACACCGACCCGUCCCGUCCCCGCCGCUGGCUGGCUGGCUGGCUGGCAUAAUUCUCAGACGGCAGGAGGAGGAGGAGGAGGAGGGGGGGAGGGGUUUACUGACAUCAGCACUGCCGCUCACUACAGCAUCGAGCAGGCUUGCCUGUCUGCGGGACCAGCCACGCCAUCCUGACGGGGGGCUUCACGGAUGUCUGGGCUCGCUUUGCGGGGUUCGGGUCGUGUGGAAGCGGACAGUUCGAGCGCAGAGGCGUCCGUGGAGAUCCGGGACUCGGUCCGGGCGGGUCGGACGGUGAGUUUGUGGCGUUGUUUGUCUGCAGACAGCAGGGCAGACUGAAGCAGGCACGCUGUCUGAAUUUGCAGGUUUUUUUCUGUCUGCACGAGGAGGCUGCAGACAGAAAAGGCAAAGCAGCAGAUUUCCUACAGAAGAGUGCACACAGGGGCGCUCCCAGUAAAGAAGCCAAAUUCUGCACUGCAGUGGAUUUCUUCAGGUGUGUAAGUGAGUGUGUGAGUGUGUGAGUGUGUGUGUGUGUGUGUGUGUGUGUGUGUGUGUGUGUGUGUGUGUGUGAGUGUCUGUGUGUGACUGAGCAGUAGGCUGUACACUCAGUUUUCGGAUACUUUCUCAUUAACAUUGUCAGAACCUGCAGAAGCUUUUUGGGGUACAUGUGGAGGUCGCCCCUCCUGGAAAUCUGUGCCACCAGACCACCCAGCCCCAGCCGCCCCCCCUCCACCUCCUCCCCUUGUUCUCCUCACAUCACAGGAACAGUGUGGUGGCUGGUUUGACGCCGCCUGUGCAUUUGGAUCUCAGACUUCCUGCAGGCCUCCAGACCAGAGAGCUGCUACAGGAUUCAGAAAGUGGAUUUUUUUUAUGUGAACUUCCUGGAAUUCAAUUCAAAGCAAAGACCGGCUCACUGUUCGUUCACUUUCAUUGCACUCAGAGGACUUUUGGAUAACGAGGGUUGGACCUGCUCUUCAGGGGGCUUGAAGGACUACAAAGGUGUCACAUUUCACCUCAGGGAUCAGAUUUUUAUCACUGUGUCGACACAGCACAUCUCAGGCGCCGCUCACACCGGUUUCCCAGACUCACUGAGUUUCUCCUCAGGACUUUUUGAUAUUUUUCCAAGACGUUCUUUGUAGUUUCACUCUCAGGCGAAACCCAACCAACAUAUGAACCCCCGUCGCCAUGGCUUCUGACAGCUUCCAGUACAGGGCGCUCUUUGAGUACAAACGUGAGCGCGGCGACGACAUCAGCCUCCAGCUGGGCGACCUCCUCGUCGUCACCAAGGCCUCGCUGAUGGCCAGGCCGGGCGUGGACUACCAGGACGGGGACGAGCGGAGCCCCAAAGGCUGGCUGCACGGCACCAACGAGAGGACUAAGGAGACGGGAGACUUCCCGGGGACUUUUGUGGAGUAUGUCGGCGCGGUGAGAGUUGGCCCACCUGCGGCCAAAUCCUGGACCAGGCCCGUACCGCCGACCCCCGGGGGGACGCAGGACGCCGUGGGGCUUCAGCCUCCUGGAGCAGCUGCUGCUUCAG
This is a messenger RNA of Labrus bergylta (ballan wrasse), 1912 nucleotides long. Lineage: Eukaryota; Metazoa; Chordata; Actinopteri; Labriformes; Labridae. The record is from RefSeq and is a predicted model, not a curated record.